Equus quagga is the source of this 2744-nucleotide messenger RNA. RefSeq names its product heterogeneous nuclear ribonucleoprotein H3 (gene HNRNPH3). Gene Ontology annotation, biological process: regulation of RNA splicing. Gene Ontology annotation, cellular component: nucleoplasm; ribonucleoprotein complex. The transcript has 11 exons. The coding region runs from base 523 to 1563 and encodes 346 amino acids. The record is from RefSeq and is a predicted model, not a curated record. NCBI's taxonomy places the organism in Eukaryota, Metazoa, Chordata, Mammalia, Perissodactyla, Equidae. Gene Ontology annotation, molecular function: RNA binding.
GGAAGAAGGAAGAGCCCCAGCCCCAAGGUUGAAAUCCAGGCCUGGCGGACACUUCUCUAUCUUCGCAGCUCAGAAACACGCCUACUUUCACUGCAUAAUACAAACAUGGUGGAUCAGAACAGCCCUCCUCGCGUUUGGCGGCCGAAGCACGUGGCGCCCUCUCCACGCAGGUGACGCCGGGGCAAGGGCAGGGCCUUUGCGGAAUUUGCUCUUGGUGGGGGAAGAGGACCGGAGAACUUUCCCAAACCGCGACACCACGGUUCCUUCGACACACGCUGGCAGGACUACCGCUGCCACUUUACUUUCUCCCCGAGAGGGCAGAAAGCCAGUCGCUGUGCUGCGCAGCACCCUUAGUGGUUGCCGCCGGCGGAGACGGUUGGAAGAACCGUUGUGGGGAGCGCUACACGAGACAAGCGACUUCUCCCUCCUCCCGACCGGACCCCGUGAGCACCGGCGUCGGGGCUACUGUCGCCCGACAGGGUAUCUGAAGUAAAAGGGGCAUUUAAAUCAAACGGUAUUGAGAUGGAUUGGGUUAUGAAACAUAAUGGUCCAAAUGACGCUAGUGAUGGGACAGUACGACUUCGUGGACUGCCAUUUGGUUGCAGCAAAGAGGAAAUAGUUCAGUUCUUUCAAGGGUUGGAAAUCGUGCCAAAUGGGAUAACAUUGACGAUGGACUACCAGGGGAGAAGCACAGGGGAGGCCUUCGUGCAGUUUGCUUCAAAGGAGAUAGCAGAAAAUGCUCUGGGGAAACACAAGGAAAGAAUAGGGCACAGGUAUAUUGAGAUCUUCAGAAGUAGCAGGAGUGAAAUCAAAGGAUUUUAUGAUCCACCAAGAAGAUUGCUGGGCCAGCGACCGGGACCAUAUGAUAGACCAAUAGGAGGAAGAGGGGGUUAUUAUGGAGCUGGGCGUGGAAGUAUGUAUGACAGAAUGCGACGAGGAGGUGAUGGAUAUGAUGGUGGUUAUGGAGGUUUUGAUGACUAUGGUGGCUAUAAUAAUUAUGGCUAUGGAAAUGAUGGCUUUGAUGACAGAAUGAGAGAUGGAAGAGGUAUGGGAGGACAUGGCUAUGGUGGAGCCGGUGAUGCAAGUUCAGGUUUCCAUGGUGGUCAUUUUGUACAUAUGAGAGGAUUGCCUUUUCGUGCAACUGAAAAUGACAUUGCUAAUUUCUUCUCACCACUAAAUCCAAUACGAGUGCAUAUUGAUAUUGGAGCUGAUGGCAGAGCAACAGGAGAAGCAGAUGUAGAAUUUGUGACACAUGAAGAUGCAGUAGCUGCCAUGUCUAAAGAUAAGAAUAACAUGCAACAUCGAUACAUUGAACUCUUCUUGAAUUCUACUCCUGGAGGUGGCUCUGGAAUGGGAGGUUCUGGAAUGGGAGGCUACGGCAGAGAUGGAAUGGAUAAUCAAGGAGGUUAUGGCUCUGUUGGAAGAAUGGGAAUGGGGAACAAUUACAGUGGAGGCUAUGGUACUCCUGACGGUUUGGGUGGUUAUGGCCGCGGUGGUGGUGGCAGUGGAGGUUACUAUGGGCAAGGUGGCAUGAGUGGAGGUGGAUGGCGUGGGAUGUACUAAAGCAUAACCACCAACAUAAAAGUCCUGACAACAGCAUCUGGUCUACUAGACUUUCUUACAGAUUUAAUUUCUUUUGUAUUUUAAGAACUUUAUAAUGACUGAAGGAAUGUGUUUUCAAAAUAUUAUUUGGUAAAGCAACAGAUUGUGAUGGGAAAAUCUGUUUUCUGUAGGUUUUAUUUGUUGCAUACUUUGACUUAAAAAUAAAUUUUUAUAUUCAAACCACUGAUGUUGAUACUUUUUAUAUAUACUAGUUACUCCUAAGGAUGUGCUGCUUUCAUAAGAUUUGGGUUGAUGUAUUUUACUAUUAGCUCUACAAGAAGUAGUAUAGUGUAAUUUUAGAGGACAGUGGUUCACUUCUGCAAAAACUACAAGUCUUAAUAAGCAGACAUCUGGAAUAGAACUUGGAAAAUAUUAGUGUAACUUUUUUCUUUAAUUUCUGCUGGACGAUACUGUAAAUAUAAAACGUAAAGAUGAGUUUAGGUGGCUUCAGGAGUAUAAAUUCAGCUAAUUCUAUAUUAGUCCUCCUUUUUCAAAUGUCAUUUAUCAGGCAUAGCUCUGAAAUGAUGAUCCUAAGAAGUAUCUGAAUUUCUGAAUAUUCCUAAUUGUGUUACCUGGGGAUGGGAGUGUUGGAGAUUGAAAUUCUAGUCCUAGAUUUUAGAAUAAAAUCCCCUCAGCACUUGACUGAAGUACCAAAAAAAUUAUUCCAAAAAGUGAUAGUUGUAAGUUAUCUCAAAAUGUCUUAGACUAGGUUAAGGUUCUCAGUGACAUGAGAAUUCAAUACAAGUACAGAGGUAUUUACUGUGGAGUAUAAUUCUCACAGGUGUUUUUCAGUUUCCUGCCCAAUAGUUAAAGCAUAUGGUUUUUUAUAACUGUAUAAAUGACUACUUUAAAAAAAAUGUAAGAAGUCCAUGUCAUAGUCUUAAUUAAAAUGAGAGUCCUGCAGUUGGAUUUUGCAUCUGGUAUCUGUUUGGAGUUUUAAAGCCAUUGUGUUAAAACAAAAAAAUACUAUAUGUAGCAAGGAAAAGGUGCUUUUUACUUUUAAUCCCUUUGAUCAAUAUGGCUUUUUCCAAAAUUGGCUAAUGGAUCAAAAUGAAACCUGUCAAUGUGAAUUCAGUUAUUGAACCUGUUACUUGUUUUUGCUAGAAAUGUUAAUGUAAUAAAUAUCAAUGUGGGAGAUAAUA